This is a messenger RNA of Apis florea (little honeybee), 2385 nucleotides long. RefSeq names its product reticulon (gene Rtnl1). Lineage: Eukaryota; Metazoa; Arthropoda; Insecta; Hymenoptera; Apidae. The record is from RefSeq and is a predicted model, not a curated record. Gene Ontology annotation, cellular component: endoplasmic reticulum membrane; axon.
ACCCCGUGAGAUACUCCGUCGGAGAACAUGCUUCAGAAUCGAAUCUACCUGAAAUAGUGAACGUUAAACCAGUUUUUCAUUUUCAGUGUCUAUUGCUUAUCGUUAAUCUUUAAAUGUGCAUCGUUUAAUAAAAAAUAAAAAGUUAUAACAAAUAGAACUAUUUCUUUAAUAUUAAUAAAUUCAAAAAAGUGAAAUUAUAUAAAAAAGGAUAACACUCCUCGCGUGCAGCAAAGAUGGCCGAGUUAAAGGAGCAACCAAUCAGAAGGGAGCACGAUUCGAUGGACGAUUUUGAGCAUCUCGAACACGUCCAGGAUGGACAAUCAAGUCAUCUUGAAACUCACAACGAGAAAAUAGAAAAGAGUUCGAAAAAUAAUUUCGAUAUGGAACAGGAUAUGAUUAAUUUUUCCUCUAAUCAAUCAUCAAACGAACUAGAAGAUCCUAGAAAAGCGACAAUGUUACUGUUAGAGUCAGAGAAAGGAAGACCGGCUGAAGAAAGUAAUUUUGAGGUUAGAUCAAAAGAGUUUGAUUUCUUAUCAAGUAAAAUAGACGACCAAUCGGAGGUUAUGACGAUUCAACCGAUUAAUAAAAAAGAAGAAGAAAAACAAGAAAUUGUAGAAAAAGAAGAAGUUAAGGAAACCAAGAUUCCAGAUUGCGAAUCAGAAAUCAUUCUUAAUACAGAGAAAAAAAUAGAUAAUUCAUGGAAUGUUAUCGAAAAAUCUCCAAUUCCGGAAUCAAUUUUGAAACCAGAGAAAAGAGAAGAAUGUGUAAGUGAGAAUGUGCUUGCUGAUAUAGAGAAAAAAGAACGAAUCUGUGCAACAGAAACUGGAGAAUCUGAAUUUGAGUCAGAAGUUGAAAUAUCUCCAGUAAAAAGUUUCAAAUCAGUAAAACAGGAAGUGAAAAGAGAACCAGUGGAGGAAGUGGAAAUUGUACCGAAGGAGAUAUUUAGUAGUAUGGGAAUAGACGCAUGGUUUAAUCCUGAUAAACUCAAUCCAAAAGUGGCAGCUUUAAUUUAUUGGCGUGAUCCAAAGAAAUCAGGCCCCGUGUUCGGCUGCAUACUUGGCGUGCUCCUCUCGAUGGCCUAUUUCAGUCUGAUAAGCGUUCUUGCUUAUUUGUCUCUUCUUAUCCUCACCGGUACCAUUGCUUUUAGGAUUCACAGUACCGUCCUUCAAGCUAUUCAGAAGACUUCCGAUGGGCAUCCUUUCCAAAAUAUUUUGGAAAUGGACUUAACAUUGCCUGCGGAGAAGGUGCAUGAAGUAGCGGAUGUAGCUGUCGCACAUUUAAAUGCAGCAGUUUGUGAACUUCGUAGGCUCUUUCUUGUCGAAGAUUUUGUCGAUUCUUUAAAAUUUGGUAUCCUUCUUUGGUGCCUCACUUAUGUGGGUUCUUGGUUCAAUGGCAUGACUCUAAUUAUAAUUGGAGUAAUCGCCUUAUUUACAUUACCCAAGGUCUAUGAGACAAAUAAAUCACAAAUAGAUCAGAAUUUAGCAUUGGUACAAAGCAAGAUCAAUGAGCUCGCUGCUAAGGUGAAAGCUGCGAUACCAUUUGGCAAGAAAGAACCAAAAAAAGAAGAAUAAAUAUGAAAGUUUAUCACCACGCGGGAGUAAAAAAAAUUCAAGCGAAUUUUCCGGAUACUUACGAAAUCCACACAAGAAUGAAAAAAAGAGCAGUUAUACAGAAGUAUGGAAAUGAUUAUAAAAAAAAAAGAAUUUAAAAAAGAUAGAAAACAAAACAUAUAGAGUUUAAAGAAAUGAGAAAGAAAUAUUUACAAGAAAAUGCAGAAUAGAUAAAAUGAACAGCAAAAUGAAAUGUUAUGCCAAUGUUGAAAAAAAGAACGCUGAAAAAACCUAUUAAUUUAUAAUAAUAUUAUAAUAUUAUAUAAUGUAAUAUAAUAUUAUAAUAUGUAUAUAUUUUAUUAUAUUAUAAUAUUAUGAUAUAUAUUAUAUAAUAUAUUAUAACAUAUAUUAUAAAUGAUUCACGGAAAUAAAAGAUAAAAAAAGAUAUUCUUAGCGUUAUAAGAUUUAAAAACAGGAUAAUUUUUUUUAAUUCUGAAAUUCCUAUGUACCGAAGUAAAAAAUGAUAAAAAAAAGUAGUUACAAUAGAAGCAUGGCUUGCAAAGAAAAUGUAAUGAAUAAGCAUUGAAUAUAUGAAAAAAAAGAAAGAAGGAAAAAUAGUGUUAUAUAUAAUGAGAAAUAUUUCUGAAAGUGCAAGAAGAUUGAAAUGUGAAUCGCAAUAGGGUAACGGCUUCUAAAGAAAGGAAAACGAGAAGAGAUCACAAGGUAAUAUAAAGGAAAAAACUCGGAAAUUGGAUUUUAACAUCAUAAAACGAGUAUUCCUUUUUUGGAUCUACAAACUGUCCCUAUUAAUCGAAAUAAACAGAAAGAAGUAACA